AUGCCCGCCCGCAUGGGAAAGCGGGCACUGAAGCGCGCGGAUGCAUCGCUAAAGGAGGACAGCUCUGCCGCUGAUGGCUCCGGCGAUGACGUGGAGGCAGGAGUUGUACAUACGCUCCUUCCCGAGCCCGGACUGCAGAGCCCAGACGCAGCAGCAAGUUCUGACGCUGGUCAGCGUGGGAAGGACAGCAGCUGGCCGUACAGUCCUCCUUCGCUUCGCAACAAGGAUGCGUGGCAGGGGCCGCCGUCUCCCCACAGCGACAACUCCGACCCCUGGGGCACUGAUGAAGAGCUCAGGCAGUGGGCACCAGCCAUGCAGGAGGACAGCAUGCGCAGCCCCACCCCAUCAAGCAGGGCAGGCAGCAGGGAGAUAGAGGCCGUCCACAGACAGCAGUAG
Molecule: messenger RNA, 396 nt
Organism: Coccomyxa subellipsoidea C-169
Lineage: Eukaryota; Viridiplantae; Chlorophyta; Trebouxiophyceae; Coccomyxaceae
Exons: 3
Coding region: 1-396 (131 amino acids)
Source: RefSeq, a predicted model, not a curated record